AGGAAAAAAACAAGAAAGAAAAAGGAAAAAUGGGUAAAAUCUGAAAUGAAUUUCCCUCCGAAGAGGACGCAUAGGUUACAGCGGUUGAAAGAAAAGGGCGACAACAACAAAGGAAAGAAAACAAAGCGACUCCUAAAGAAACUCAGGAAGUAAACCCUAUAAUUAAUACUCACAAUCCGCUGCUGGAAACCAAAUGCAAAUGAAAGGAGUUACUGUUUAGAUUCUUUUAUCUUCUUUUGUCUUCUCUACUAAGCAAAAUUUCUGUUUCCAUUUUGAUUUGAUACCAAUACAAAACCCUCCUCUUUCAUCUACCGAAUCUUCUUAACUUCACCGUCUCACCAAUACCCAUAUUCCAGUUUGAGAAGAUGAUGAUGCUUCCUUAUAUAUUGUAAGACACAUCAACAAUUCAACUUCUGAGGACAUACAGUUGGAUUGGUUUUUGUUUUGACGGAGAUAAUGGACAAGAGUAAGAAGAAGGAAGUUAUUCAAUUGGAAAGAGAGUCUGUAAUUCCAAUUCUCAAGCCUAAGCUCAUCAUGACCUUGGCUAACCUCAUUGAACAUAAAUCUGACCGGGCUGAGUUUCUAAAGCUCUGCAAAAGAGUUGAAUACACAAUUCGAGCUUGGUAUCUUCUGCAAUUUGAAGAUCUGAUGCAACUAUAUUCCCUAUUUGACCCAGUAACUGGAACUCAGAAAUUGCAGCAGCAGAAACUAUCUCCUGAAGAAAUUGAUGUACUCGAACAGAAUUUCCUAACAUACUUAUUUCAGGUGAUGGACAAGAGCAACUUCAAGAUCGCAUCCAAUGAGGAGAUUGAUAUUGCACUCUCAGGGCAAUACCUUUUAAACCUUCCCAUAAAAGUAGAUGAAUCGAAGCUUGACAAGCAGCUUUUGAAGAAGUAUUUUGCUGAGCAUCCUCAUGAAGAUCUUCCUGACUUUGCUGAUAAGUAUAUUAUCUUUCGACGUGGGAUUGGGAUUGAUCGGACAACUGAUUAUUUUGUCAUGGAGAAAGUGGACAUGCUUAUUGCACGUUUUUGGGCAUUUAUUCUAAGAGUGACUCGGAUAGAAAAAAUUUUGCCUAGAAGAUCAAGUGGAUGGCAGAAAAAAGAUCCAAAGAAGAAUGAUGAAAUUAACUCUGAAGCAGCUCAGGAUGACUUAUAUGUUGAACGCAUUCGUCUGGAGAAUAUGGAACUAAGUUUUAGGAAUUUGCUAAGCAGUACUACAAUCCAAGAACCUACAUUUGAUAGGAUAAUAGUUGUUUACAGGCCAGCGAGUAGCAAAUCAAAAACAGAACGAGGAAUAUAUGUGAAGCAUUUCAAAAAUAUUCCAAUGGCUGAUAUGGAAAUAGUUCUUCCUGAAAAGAAAAAUCCUGGGUUAACUCCAAUGGACUGGGUCAAAUUCUUGGGUUCUGCUAUAGUUGGGCUGGUUGCUGUGAUUAGUUCAGUUGAAAUGCCCAAGGCUGAUCUUUGGGUCAUUUUUGCUGUACUUUCCACCGUGAUUGGUUACUUUGCUAAGACAUACUUCACGUUUCAGCAAAACUUGGCUGCAUAUCAGAACUUAAUUACCCAGUCAAUGUAUGACAAACAAUUAGACAGUGGAAAGGGUACUCUUCUUCACCUGUGUGAUGAUGUCAUUCAACAAGAAGUCAAAGAGGUUAUUAUCUCUUUCUUCAUAUUGAUGGAACAGGGCAAGGCUACAUUGCAGGAUUUGGAUCUGCGAUGUGAGGAACUAAUUCAAGAAGAAUUUGGGGAGAGUUGUAAUUUUGAUGUUGAUGAUGCAGUUCAGAAGUUAGAGAAGUUGGGCAUUGUUGCACGGGAUACUCUUGGACGGUAUUACUGCGUUGGCCUCAAACGUGCCAACGAGAUCAUUGGCACUACAACUGAAGAGCUUGUCCUCAAGGCAAAACAGGGUGUUAGUACUUGAUGUUGUCUUUGGAAGGUUAGAUUCUUGUAUAUCGUUACUACUCUACUGUUAUCUGCAGUAGAUAGCUUCGGUGAUAAGCACCUCUGGAUGGCUGUUGUGAUGUUUUACCUGAGUGCUGUUUAUUCUAUUUUCUAUCCUCUGUUAAUAUUGUAAACCAAGAUGUGAGAUGUGAAAUUGCAGUUCCCCUACAAUGGUAAUUUGAUGGUGUGGCGGGUUGAUGAUGGUUUUGUUAUUGAAUCUAGUAUAUUCAAAUUCUCUCCA
Manihot esculenta (cassava) is the source of this 2178-nucleotide messenger RNA. RefSeq lists its product as uncharacterized. Bases 457 to 1917 code for a protein of 486 amino acids. The record is from RefSeq and is a predicted model, not a curated record. NCBI's taxonomy places the organism in Eukaryota, Viridiplantae, Streptophyta, Magnoliopsida, Malpighiales, Euphorbiaceae. The transcript has 15 exons.